This is a messenger RNA of Kogia breviceps (pygmy sperm whale), 1663 nucleotides long. It is a transcript of the gene CHI3L1, whose product is annotated as chitinase 3 like 1. Gene Ontology annotation, molecular function: chitin binding. NCBI's taxonomy places the organism in Eukaryota, Metazoa, Chordata, Mammalia, Artiodactyla, Physeteridae. The record is from RefSeq and is a predicted model, not a curated record. Gene Ontology annotation, biological process: chitin catabolic process; carbohydrate metabolic process. Gene Ontology annotation, cellular component: extracellular region.
CCAUCAACCCUGCCCCCCAAAACCCCAUUAGUGCUCAGCUCAGGGCUCAGCCAGAGGGUCCCUGGCUCAGUCUUGGCCUUCUCCUCAGGUGCUGCAUGCAAGCUGAUCUGCUACUUCACCAGCUGGUCCCGGUACCGGGAGGGUGAUGGGAGCUGCUUCCCAGAUGCCAUCGACCCCUUCCUCUGUACCCACAUCAUCUAUAGCUUUGCCAACAUAAGCAACAAUGAGAUUGACACCUGGGAAUGGAAUGAUGUGAUGCUCUAGGACACACUGAACACACUCAAGAACAGGAAUCCCAACCUGAAGACCCUUCUGUCUGUUGGAGGAUGGAACUUUGGUUCUCAAAGAUUUUCCAAAAUAGCCUCCAACACCUGGAGUCUCAGAACUUUCAUCAAGUCAGUGCCACCAUUUCUGUGGACCCAUGGCUCUGAUGGACUGGACCUAGCCUGGCUCUACCUUGGGCGGAGAGACAAGCAGCAUCUCACCACUCUGGUCAAGGAAAUGAAGGCUGAGUUUGCAAGAGAAGCCCAGGCAGGAGCAGAGCAACUCCUGCUCAGCGCAGCAGUGUCUGCUGGGAAGAUUGCCAUUGACAGAGGCUAUGACAUCUCCCAGAUAUCCCGACGCCUGGACUUCAUCAGCCUUUUGACCUACGACUUUCAUGGAGCGUGGCACCAGACCAUAGCACAUCACAGCCCCCUAUUCCGAGGCCAGGAAGAUACAAGUGACAGAUUCAGCAAUGCUGACUACGCUGUGAGCUAUGUGUUGAGGCUGGGGGCCCAGGCCAAUAAGCUGGUGAUGGGUAUCCCCACUUUUGGGAGGAGCUUCACCCUGGCCUCUUCCAAGACAGAUGUGGGAACCCCCACCUCAGGGCCAGGAAUACCAGGCCAGUUCACCAAGGAGAAAGGGACCCUCGCCUACUAUGAGAUCUGUGGCUUCCUCCGCGAAGCCACAGUCCAUAGACUCCGUGGUCAGCAGGUCCCCUAUGCCACUAAGGGCAACCAGUGGUUGGGGUAUGACGACCAGGAGAGCGUCAAAAACAAGGUGCGGUACCUGAAGAACAGGCAGCUGGCUGGUGCCAUGGUGUGGGCCCUGGACUUGGAUGACUUUCCGGGCGCCUUCUGCGGACAGAAUCUGCACUUCCACCUCACCAGUGCCAUCAAGGAUGAGCUUGCUGAGGCGUAGCCUUCGGUUCUUGGGCACACAGUGGGGCAGAGAUCUCUUGGCUCUGACUGGCUAGGAGCCUGAUCACCAGCCCUGCUGGGUUCCCUGUUGAGCUUCAUUCUCCCUUCCUUGGGCUCAUGCGGAGGGCCACAGCUCUGCCAUCUGAGCUCAGCUCCGGUGGGCAGGCAGGCAGGGGUGGGGCUGUGGGACCAACACAGUGUAAGACACGGGGUCAGCACAUAACUGCUGAUUAAGGAGAAUGCUCAACGACUCCAAGCCCCACACAAGGAGAUUUCUUCAACUCCCUUACCCCCAGGCCUCCAUGCCUAAGGACACCAUUUUGGCAGGCUCUACCACUGCAGAGUGAAAUAUCUUACAAGAAGCAGCAACCACACUAAUUAUAUCCUCUGCAAAGCCCAACCUGAAACUUUUACUCAGGAACAUAAUCAUGACCCCAUUCCACUUCCCUUUCCUGAUUCUGCAGCUGCUCAGUAAAGCACUG